Molecule: messenger RNA, 696 nt
Organism: Benincasa hispida (wax gourd)
Lineage: Eukaryota; Viridiplantae; Streptophyta; Magnoliopsida; Cucurbitales; Cucurbitaceae
Source: RefSeq, a predicted model, not a curated record
AUGGGUUCAUUCCCGUCUUCCAAUGACCACAAAAACAUUUUAGAAGUUGUUGAUUAUGUUUCAAAGUGGGUUGAAGCAAUUUCAUGUGCUACAAACAAUGUGGCAACAGUCCUAAAGUUCCUGCAGAAAAAUAUUUUCACUUGCUCUGGAACACUGUGUGCCAUUAUAAGCAACAAGGGAACUUAUUUCAUCAAUCACAUUAUCAAUAAGCUUCUAAUUAAAUAUAAUGUCCAUCACAAAAUUAUGACAGCUUACCAUCCUCAAACAAAUGGGCAAGCUGAGGUGUCCAACAGGGAGAUCAAAUCCAUACUUGAAAAGGUUGUUAAUUCGACACAGAAGGAUUGGACACAAACUUGCCACUUACCUUUGGAACUUAAACACAAGGCAUUCCGAGCCAUCAACAAGCUCAACUUUAAUAUUGAAGCAUUAAGAGAAGCAAGGAAGUUGCAGUUGCAUGAGCUAGAUGAGUGGAGACUACAGGCGUAUGAGAACACUAAAAUUUACAAAGAGCGGAAAUUAAAAUUGCAGUGGUCAGGACCCUUUGUUAUUAAGGAGAUAUACCCUUAUGGAAUAAUGGAGCUAACGCAUGAGGAUGGAUCAAAUGCAUUUAAGGUUAAUGGCCAAAGGAUCAAGCCAUAUUAUGGAGGUGAUAUUGAUCGAAAAAAAGCCUUCAUUGACUUCGAAAAACCCGAAUGA